Populus trichocarpa (black cottonwood) is the source of this 897-nucleotide messenger RNA. RefSeq lists its product as uncharacterized. Lineage: Eukaryota; Viridiplantae; Streptophyta; Magnoliopsida; Malpighiales; Salicaceae. The record is from RefSeq and is a predicted model, not a curated record. The coding region runs from base 1 to 897 and encodes 298 amino acids. The transcript has 3 exons.
AUGGAAGGGGAGAGAAGCGUCGUUGUAGGGGGUGGGGGUCAGGUUCUCAUGAGAGUUGAAGGAGUGGUGGAGCUUGGACGUGGAGAGGUAACUGCAGCUCACAGAAUAGUUGCAUAUGGUAUUCCUGCAGAUCUUACUGAUGAAUAUCUUCAAAUUGAAGAAAGCACUGCGAUAGAAAGUCUUAGAGCUUUCGUCAAAGCAAUCGUAGAAGUUUUUGGUGAUUGGUAUCUAAGGACACCAAACGAGGCCGAUACUUGUCAAUUAUUAUCAAUUGGAGAGCAGCAGGCGGUGGCUUCACAAGAUCUUUGGAUAUGGCAUGUCUUUUUUGAAAUGCCUGAAUCAUUAAAUGAUAUUAAUGUUCUUGAUCGGUCACCUAUCUUCGCUGCACUUGCUGAAGGUCGUACUGCUCCUGUCAAUUAUACAAUUAAUGAGCAUGAAUAUACAAUGAGAUACUAUUUAGCAGAUGAGAUUUAUCCUAAUUGGUCAACCUUUGUUAAGACAAUCUCAAGACCAUUAGGAACGAAGAGAAAAUAUUUUCCAAGCAAGCAAGAGUCUGCAAGAAAGGAUGUGGAGCAGGCAUUUGGGGUGCUCCAAUCUCGUUUUGUAAUUGUACGUGGACCUGUUCGAUACUGGGAUGAAGAAAUGCUUGCAUAUAUUAUGAAAGCUUGCAUAAUAAUGCAUAAUAUGAUUAUUGAGGAUGAAGGAGCAAUGAACCUUAGAUUUGACCAUGAGCAUGAAGUCAAUUCCUUUAUAUCAGUGUCACAUGGUGAAAUACCAGAACUACAUGAUUUUCUUCAAACUCAUAAUCGAAUUAGGGAUAGAGCAACUAGAUCUCAACUACAAGAAGAUUUGAUCGAACAUUUGUGGGAACAAUAUGGCAAUGAGUAUAAUCUUUAG